AUGGGGAACUCAAGGGAUUUGAAAAUGCAGAUUUCUUCCCCAAGUUCUCACUCUUAUCCUCCUACUGCUCUCCUUCCUAAGGCUAAUUUCACCCCACGUUCUAGUUCCAACAAAAGCAGAUCCAGUGCUGACUUCGUUUCUGAGUCCCAGUGGUUUUCUAAUUUUACUGGCUCCUUGGAUGAACACAGGACCUGCCAAUGCUCUGUUAUCCUGCCGGACACCAACUUUCCUGUGGAACGAGUGGAAUACUUGGAAAUCAUAGCUCAAAAUCUCACCAUGAAGUUCGAGAUUGAGCUUUCUAAAGUAAAGGAAUAUGCUGAAUUAAUUAGAGUGUAUGAAGAGAAACUCUCAAAUCUAACUUUACGAGUGGAGAACAUGGAAAAGGACACAAUUUCUUACACUGAAUUGGACUUUGAGCUAAUCAAGCUAGAAGUGAAGGAGAUGGAGAAACUGAUCAUAGAGAUGAAGAAUACUUUCAUUGGAAGCUCAACAAUUAUUGAGCAGCUUGAAUCGGAGAUAAGGAAUAUGACUCUCCUGGUAGAGGAGCUUGAGACACUAGAUAAAAACAAUGUUCUUGCCAUUCGUCGAGAAAUCUUGGCUCUGAAGAAAAAGCUAAAGGACUGUGAAGCCUCUCAAAAUGCAAGUGAUUCUAAUCAUCAACUUCGGCCUCCUCCUCCUCCAGGGAGCUGUGGUCAUGGUGCUGUGGCAAACAUCAGCGAUCCACAUGUAGUUCGAAUCAACUGGAGAGGGUAUCAGUAUAAAUAUGGUGCUUGGGGUCGAGAAUAUUCUCCCCAGAAUCCAGACAAAGGGUUGUAUUGGGAGACACCUCUGGAGACAAAUGCGAGAUAUUUCAUGUAUUACAGACUCUAUCAAACAUUCAAUGAUUUACUUGUGUACAAAUAUUCUCAUCAGUAUGAAGUUACAUAUGGUCAAGGUGCUGGAACAAUAGUUUACAACAAUACCAUGUAUAUCAACUGGUAUAACACUCCGAACAUUGCUAGUGUUAACCUGACCACCAACAAAGUUUCUCUUAAUAAACCUCUCCCUAAUGCUGUCUUUAAUAACCGCUUUUCAUAUGCUAAUGUUGCGUGGCAAGAUAUGGACUUCGCUGUAGAUGAGUUUGGGUUCUGGGUGAUUUAUUCCACUGAAUAUGCUGCUGGUAACAUAGUGAUAAGUAAACUCAAUGACACCACUCUUGAAGUGCUAAACACUUGGCAUUCUCAGCAAUUUAAACCAUCUGUUUCUAAUACCUUCAUGGUUUGUGGGACUUUGUAUGCCACCCGUAUUGUGAAUACCACAAUGGAAGAGAUUUUCUACUACUAUGACACAAACACAGGGAAAGAAGGUCAAAUGAGCAUCAUGAUGGGAAAAGCAAUGAGCACUGUGCAGAGUAUUAACUAUCAUCCUUUUGACCAUAAACUUUAUGUUUAUAAUGAUGGUUACCUUCUAAAUUUUGACCUUAGUUUUUACCCAGAAACAUUUUAG
Suncus etruscus (white-toothed pygmy shrew) is the source of this 1485-nucleotide messenger RNA. RefSeq names its product olfactomedin 4 (gene OLFM4). Bases 1 to 1485 code for a protein of 494 amino acids. Gene Ontology annotation, biological process: signal transduction. Lineage: Eukaryota; Metazoa; Chordata; Mammalia; Eulipotyphla; Soricidae. The transcript is spliced from 5 exons. The record is from RefSeq and is a predicted model, not a curated record.